Messenger RNA from Pygocentrus nattereri (red-bellied piranha), 2247 nucleotides. RefSeq lists its product as uncharacterized. Bases 204 to 2144 code for a protein of 646 amino acids. Lineage: Eukaryota; Metazoa; Chordata; Actinopteri; Characiformes; Serrasalmidae. The transcript is spliced from 6 exons. The record is from RefSeq and is a predicted model, not a curated record.
CUGCAAGAAGGUAGAGAUCCAGGAUCGGAGUUAAUCGCUGUUAUAACAGGAUAACCUCAUAAAUGAGGUUAGGCCCAAUAAAGCAGCGCCACUCAUUAUACACGGAUUCGAAAGCAGGUGUCCAGUCUUAAUAAGCUAACAUAUCUACGCCAUGUGCGGCCUUCGUGCUGUGUUCUGACAUACAAGCGAACCCCAACGAGUAAAUGUCGUGGAAGAAACACAAACCCUUUCUCUUAAUGGCGGCAGCGACGCUGAGCUCCGUAGUGUUUUGCCUUGCUACAGGUCCUAGAGAACCAGACAAAGUGAUCCGAUACGGCGCACUUGUUGUUGGCGACCAUUAUAAGGGAAUUUUAAAUGAAACGGUGGUUGAUCUUGAAACGAAGCUACGCGGUGAAGCUGCUGAAGAUUCUGAAGGAUACCAGGCUGAUCAGCCUGAAGCAACAGUGAACCAAUUAGCAGAGCUAAAACUGCAGCGCUUGAGGCCCUCUGUACGGUGUGGCAAUGACUCUAUGACUCUGCACCUUCUGGGAUGGAGCGUACCUGACUUCUUGGUUGAGACGGGUGAGGAGAACCCAGUACCGUUAUCUGAAAUGCCUGCCCAUUGUGGCUUCUCUGUGAAGAGGGCACGUGGAGAUGUUUUCCUUGUUGCUAAGUAUGAUGGCUGUCCCAUUACACAGCAGGGGGAUAGUUACAUUCUCUCAUUGCGUCUGUGGGACACUCCAGUGAGGAUGUCCUGUUCUGUGGCUUCUCCUCUUAAAGUCUCCUGCCUCCCUUCUGCUAUGGUGAUUGAACUUGGUGUCUCUGUGGAUGCAAUCAAACUGAAAGCGAAUAGGGAAUGGCAACCCCUGGUCCAAGCUUGUAGCACUUGUGGGUUCACCUUGGAGGCUGUGUCAAGUGGCUGGAUCAUCACUGCUCCAUAUAUGAGCAACUGUUUUCAAAUUGAGGGUGCCCAUAGGCUGUUGUCUGUGCUGUAUAUGUAUGGGGAGUUGACCCUUUCCUGCCCAGUUGUCCAGGCCCCUGCCAUGACACUUCUACCUGCUGAUGAGUUCCUACCGGUUCCUCCAGCCCCUCAAGCUCCUGUAGACCAUCCUUUUCCUCAUGAUUAUGCUGAUGCCCAUGACCAUCCUAGGAGCCCUAUAGUUGCUCCCAAAAGUACUGCCCCAACAUCCACUGCCUCGUCAACACCUACCAAGGCCAGUGCUCGUGAGCAGCUGUGGUAUGCUUAUCCUUAUGACUAUGCUAGGCCUUGGCCCUUCUACCACAGUCCUCCAAGGGCACCUCCUAACAGCCCUACAGUUGCUCCCAAAAGUACUGCCCCAACAUCCACUGCCUCAGCAACUGCCUCGUCAACACCUACCAAGGCCAGUGCUCGUGAGCAGCUGUGGUAUGCUUAUCCUUAUGACUAUGCUAGGCCUUGGCCCUUCUACCACAGUCCUCCAAGGGCCCCUCCUAACAGCCCUACAGUUGCUCCCAAAAGUACUGGCUCAACAACUAUGUCAGUGCCUACCAAAGCUGGUGCAGAUCAGCCUACUAAGAGUCCCAAAGUUUCUCCAGAGACUACUGCUCCAACUAUAGGCCUGAAAGUUAAACCUCCCAGUGAUGAUCAACAGCUUUCAUAUCGCUUCCCUUGGCUGCCUGGAGUGUAUGAUCCUUUAGUUCCCAAUUCACAGAGUCUCCCAGUAUCUGCCCCUGUCAGUCUGCCUUGGAUACUUUACCCUCGCAGACAUUCUAAGAAGGAUCAAAAACAUUCAGUACCGGUAGAUGCUGCUUCAGCAGGUUCUCAAAGUGCCCCUUUCACCAGAAAUAGAGAUGAUCUUCAACCAGUAUACCCUCGUCAGAAAUGGUAUUACCCCAUGUACCAAGUGCCUUAUGCUUCACAGCAUAAACCAGCAUCUUCAGUGGUUAGUCCAUCCACAACUAUAAGACGUGAAGAGCAUGGGGUGCCCCAGCUGUAUUCCUUGCGCUAUGACCCUCUGGCCUUCAGCCCACCUAUGCAGUCCUCAAGGGAUAGUGGGAUGUACCCCUUAAUAUCCAGGCCUGCUCAUGAUCAUGUCUCUGCCAGUCGGUGGUGGAAAUCGGUAUCCCAUCCUGCCCAACUUUCUCCCCUACUGGUCAAAGCGUGGCUGACGAACAAAGUGUCUUGACCCCUACUGAGAUUGACAAAGGCCAUGAAUAGACUUUGGCCGUAGGAUUUAAAGCCUUGCUUCUGUGUCUUUUUGUAAAAUAAAAAGAUUGUGCUGUCAUGAU